Molecule: messenger RNA, 1036 nt
Organism: Suillus clintonianus
Lineage: Eukaryota; Fungi; Basidiomycota; Agaricomycetes; Boletales; Suillaceae
Product: thioredoxin-like protein
Exons: 6
Coding region: 57-767 (236 amino acids)
Cellular component (GO): cytoplasm
Source: RefSeq, a predicted model, not a curated record
UAUAAAUAUGAGCUUUCUUCAACGGUCCAAGUCACCCAAACUACUAUCAAAUCAUCAUGUCUGAACAGUUCACUCUGUACUUUUACAAGGCCUCGCCCUUUAGCCACAAGGUCGAGCUGGCUCUUGUCGAAGCCAAUGCACCCUACAAGGCCCACCAAAUCGAUCUCUUCAACAAACCAGAGUGGUUUCCCAAAGUGAAUCCCGUUGGCAAGGUGCCCGCCGUGACAUACGGGGGACCCAGUGUCGACCCCGAGGAUCCUUCGCCCCUGUCCACUAAACUCGCAGAAUCGAAUGUUAUCCUCGAGUUCUUGGCGGACCUCUAUCCAGACUCUGGCCUCCUGCCAAAGGAUCCUGUCUUGCGUGCUAAAGUCCGUUUCUUCAUCAAUGCGACUGCCAAGCACAUCGAGGAUCCCUGGUUUCCCUUCAUCAGAGGGCGCGAGCCAUACGAGAAUGUCCUAAAGGGGAUUGAAUUUAUACAAGGCCUUCUCGAGGAGGGUAGUGAUUUCGCGGUUGGAGAUCAUUACACCAUUGCAGAUGCGUGCAUCGCUCCGCACCUCGCAAGGCUCAAGACUGUCACUGAACACGACAUAGGGAAAUUCCCUGUCGGGAUGGGGUAUAAGUUAGGCGAGGAGUUAAAGGCCCCCAAGUUCGCCAAAUUCAUGAGAUACGCUCAGCGAGCGCUGGAGCGUCCGAGCUUGAAGCAAACCUAUGAUGAGGAGUUCGUGAUCACAAUGUUCAAGAAGAUUUUCGCGGAGCGUGUACAGUGAACAUAUAUACCUAAUGGCAGAUACCCAUUUCGUAUGAUGAAGCUUCCUAACUGUCAGAAUUUGCAGUAUAUCCUGGCGAACGAUAUAUAGAUAAUCCAUACCAUUAACAACUUGAAUCCGCAAGAAAAUCUGUGCAAUGACUGUAGAGGUACAUCGAAAUCUUACAAGAGCAUGGAAACUCCUCCAUCUCGUCCCAUUAUCAUCAUCACUAUCACUGUUCUCACCCUCAGCAAAACAUCAAUAGGUUCCAAACUUAGAUCAUGAUCUGC